UGUGUGUGUGUGUGUGUGUGUGUGUGUGUGUGUUCAGGAUCAUGUGAUGUGUGUCAGCUGUGGUUGUGGGAACCCAGCUCAGGCCUCCAGAUGUGUGACCUGUGAGAGCCGCCUGCAGCCGGCGGUGUGUGUGGGCAGCAGCGCCCCCUCUGGCAGGAUGUUGAGCUGCUCUCGGUGUAAACGGUUGAACCGCUCUGACGCCAGAUUCUGCGACUGGUGCGGCUCCAAGGGUCAUGCAGUCAGCUGUGUGUUGUGUUGGCGCUGUGGAGCGAGUGCCCCCCCGAACGCCUCGUACUGCCCCGCCUGCAGCACCUUCCUUCAGGCUCCGCCCCCCCGAACAUCCCGUAGUGACAUCACAACGCCUGUCGAGGGCUUCAAGGCCAAACAGGCUUCAGCACCGACUUCCCAUGAUGCAACCUUGCUCUCCAAAGGCCCCGCCCCCCGCAAAAAGAUGGCCCCGCCCACUGCUGAGUGCUCCACUCAGACUGUUGGACUCUAUUACCCAUCAGCCACCGAGCUGCAGAGGAAGGAGCAACAGAGAGAGAAACGCAGCAAAACAAACGCAGAGCGGCAACCGGCGAGCGCCGUCAGCCCGGGGAGAGGUGAGGACUACAAAACUACAGAACUACAAAACUACAGAACUACAAAACUACAGAACUACAAAACUACAGAACUACAAGACUACAAAACUACAGAACUACAAAACUACAAAACUACAGAACUACAAAACUACAAAACCACAAGACUACAAAACUACAGAACUACAAAACUACAAAACUACAGAACUACAUAA
This is a messenger RNA of Notothenia coriiceps (black rockcod), 793 nucleotides long. RefSeq names its product double zinc ribbon and ankyrin repeat domains 1 (gene dzank1). The transcript has 4 exons. The coding region runs from base 47 to 793 and encodes 248 amino acids. Lineage: Eukaryota; Metazoa; Chordata; Actinopteri; Perciformes; Nototheniidae. The record is from RefSeq and is a predicted model, not a curated record.